Messenger RNA from Neohortaea acidophila, 1140 nucleotides. RefSeq names its product PLC-like phosphodiesterase. Gene Ontology annotation, biological process: lipid metabolic process. Bases 1 to 1140 code for a protein of 379 amino acids. The transcript has a single exon. Lineage: Eukaryota; Fungi; Ascomycota; Dothideomycetes; Mycosphaerellales; Teratosphaeriaceae. The record is from RefSeq and is a predicted model, not a curated record. Gene Ontology annotation, molecular function: phosphoric diester hydrolase activity.
AUGCCUCGACCUCCGCCUCAAGUCGCCGAGUACGCGCUUGACAAAGUGCUGAACGACGCGAGCCCGGUCUUCGGAGCGUACGAGAACGUGCAGUCGGACAGCAGCACCUGGAUGUCGCACUAUCCCGACGAGACCAACAUCGUGCACAUGAAUAUCCCCGGCGCGCACGACGCAGCAACUUGGAACUACUCCGAAGCCACGCGACAGUCCAUGGAACACAUCACGAGCCUAGUCAGCGACACGAGCAUCGACCCGAGUUGGUUCCGCUGCCAGAACCGCAGUAUGAUCGACAUGCUCAACGCCGGCGUGCGGGCUUUCGAUCUGCGCGCCGCGCAAGACGUCACUAAGUCCACUCUGGUCUUUUGGCAUGGCCCAGCGUUGCAAAGCCAGACGGCCACCUUGGACCUCGUGCUGCACGCCUUCUACAAGUGGCUGGAAGACCAUCCCUCCGAGACUGUACUGCUAUCCAUCAAGCACGAGGGCAGCAAGGACAUGAAGAAUUUCGAUGAUGCAGCCUUCCAGCAACAACUCUACGAAACGCUCACCUCUCCUGCCGCGAAGCGGUACAUCCUGCAGGACCGUAAUGUCUUUGGCACGCUCGGGCAGGCCCGAGGCAAAGCCAUUCUUCUUCGACGGUUCGAUUUGAACCUCCUCUCCACCUCCCACCAGAAUGCAGUCCCCGGCAUCCAUUUCAGUCCGCAAAAGUGGACGGUGAAUUCCGCAAACCUGGCCCUCAUCUACAACGCCAAUCCCAACCCGAAAUCAGGCGAUGCGGGCGUUGCAUACAUCGAGGACUUCUAUCACCCAACCUCGCCCACCCUCGUCGAAGACAUCGAACUCAAAUACGCCGCGGUACAAAGCCAUCUACGGCGAGCAGCUUCCAGUCGACAACCUGAUGCCCUCUACUGGACCUUCACCAGCGGGACCAAUACCAAGCAUGAUUCCGAGUCCUCGACUCCACGCAAAGUCGCGCUCGGCCGCGAGAAAGCAGACGGAGGCUCCCCGACCAAUGGCGUCAACCAGCGGCUAGUCAAUCUGCUGUCCGAGUUCCAUGGGCAGAGGCUUGGGAUCGUCAUGUUUGACUACUUCGCUGAGCCCGAUGAUCUGCUUCCGAAAUUCCUGGGAUUGAGAGCGCCGUGA